AUGCCCUUCUUUGCCUUCUUACGAUGCGGCGGUCACUCCUCAGCAGGCCGCCGCCAGUGCCGGGGAGAGUCGGCCUUCGAUGCUCGCCUGCCGUGCACAUCAGCGGUUCCUUUCAGAAGUGAUGAUUGUCCUUCUGUUGCUCGCUGCGCGGAGAAGGGCUCCGGGUUUCUGGGAGUUCCUGGCUUGAGCUUCUUUGGCUCAAAGGAGUCGCAGGCGCCAGCGGGCGAUGAUUCGAACGCAGCGGACAUGCGGAAAAAAGUGCUUCAAGAUGCAGUGGCGAGGGAGAAUGAGGAGGCCCCAGAACCUGCAAAGAAGCCACAGCUCACGCAGCCGAUCCCUUUCGAGCAGUUUUCUCGGGAGUGGAUGAACAUCUCUGGUCAAGACACAUUUGAUGGCUUUCGUUUAGAAGCUCCACCAGAUCCGAGCCAAGGAGAAAACGCGCAGCCUUCCCCGCCUCAUUUCUUUGCAAUGGCAAAGCUCGGUACAGACGGAUCGCUUCAAGGCAGACUCAUCAAGACCCUCUGCCAGAGCGCGGACCUCAAGUUGAACUUCAACUCGUCGCUCAAAGACGACCAACGGAAUUUUUAUGAAAUUUCUCUCGAUAACACAGGCCGGGACUGGGCCUCGUCCCUGAAGCUUGCUUGGCAGUCUUGUUGGAUUCUUGACGGAAUGUUUUCACAAGUAUUGACUCCAAAGCUGCAGGCCGGUUGCGAGAUAACUUACGUGGGUGCGAAUGGCGCGUCGAUGUUGGCAGUCGGGGGGCGCUACAAUCUGGACAAGCAAUCUGUUGUUUCAUGCCAGCUGAGUCAACAACCAGAUUUCAAGUCCCCUACGGGUCUAACGAAGCUUACACACAGUUGCAAAGUGCAGUACGCUAGAAAGGUUACUGACCGGCUGUCUAUGGCAACCGAGUACGAGUAUAGCCAUCCGGAGACGGAAUCAGCUCUGAGGCUGGGAUGGGAGUAUCUCUUUCGGCAGGCUCGGGUGCAGGGCCUUAUAGACACCGGCGGGCGCAUUUCUGUCUUCGCGCAAGACUAUAACGGAUUCGGCGUAAGCGGGCUUAUAGACUACUGGCGGGGCACAUAUAAAUUUGGAUUCCUGAUGCACGUAGUACCCCCGCCAGACGGGCCACCACCGCAGUCAAGCUGA
This is a messenger RNA of Eimeria acervulina, 1149 nucleotides long. RefSeq names its product eukaryotic porin domain-containing protein, putative. The record is from RefSeq and is a predicted model, not a curated record. The transcript is spliced from 9 exons. Gene Ontology annotation, biological process: protein import into mitochondrial matrix. Bases 1 to 1149 code for a protein of 382 amino acids. Gene Ontology annotation, molecular function: transmembrane protein transporter activity. NCBI's taxonomy places the organism in Eukaryota, Apicomplexa, Conoidasida, Eucoccidiorida, Eimeriidae. Gene Ontology annotation, cellular component: mitochondrial outer membrane; mitochondrial outer membrane translocase complex.